Messenger RNA from Carassius carassius (crucian carp), 874 nucleotides. Its product is annotated as trafficking protein particle complex subunit 5-like. Bases 121 to 687 code for a protein of 188 amino acids. The record is from RefSeq and is a predicted model, not a curated record. Gene Ontology annotation, cellular component: TRAPPI protein complex; TRAPPII protein complex; TRAPPIII protein complex. The transcript has 3 exons. Lineage: Eukaryota; Metazoa; Chordata; Actinopteri; Cypriniformes; Cyprinidae. Gene Ontology annotation, biological process: endoplasmic reticulum to Golgi vesicle-mediated transport.
GUAGAGUGACGAUUUCCGCUAAUCUUGGCUUCACGCUUCCGGAACUGAAACCCAAAACAUCAGGAUUCCGUCAAAUUCGUUGUUUAAUUCAGGUUGUGAUUCGAUUUCGGUGUGGACGGAAUGGAGGUGCGCUUCACGCGAGGCAAAUCUGCGAUCCUCGAGCGCUCGCUAACGCGCCCCAAAACUGAGGUGAGCGUGAGCGCGUUCGCGCUGCUCUUCUCAGAGAUGGUGCAGUACUGCCAGAGCCGCGUGUACUCGGUGUCGGAGCUCCAGGCCCGGCUGGCGGACAUGGGUCAAGGGGUCGGAGCCAGUCUUCUGGACGUCCUUGUGAUGAGGGAGAAAAAUGGAAAAAGAGAGACCAAAGUUUUAAACAUACUUCUCUUUAUUAAGGUAAACGUAUGGAAAGCAUUAUUCGGCAAGGAAGCAGACAAACUGGAACAAGCCAACGAUGAUGACAAAACAUACUACAUCAUUGAAAAGGAGCCUUUGAUCAAUGCCUACAUUUCAGUACCGAAGGAGAACAGCACUUUGAACUGUGCAGCCUUCACCGGUGGCAUCGUGGAGGCUAUCCUAACCCACAGUGGCUUCCCCGCCAAAGUCACUGUCCACUGGCACAAGGGGACCACACUGAUGAUCAAGUUUGACGAGGCAGUCAUUGCUCGUGAUAAAUCUCUUGAUGGCAGAUAGCAGAUGGCUCAAGUUUUAGUCUUGAGUCUGGAGUCUCAACAUUGUUAUUCCCCUACUCAUUUUUAAAGCUUUGAUAACAAAUUCACUGAAUCUAGCACAGAUCUCAAAAUAACUUCAAAUCUGUCUCUGGCUGUCCUUUUUUUAAAUGAUGUUACAGAAUAUUGCUUAGGACAAGCCACACUAAUGC